Molecule: messenger RNA, 6663 nt
Organism: Xenopus laevis (African clawed frog)
Lineage: Eukaryota; Metazoa; Chordata; Amphibia; Anura; Pipidae
Gene: rest.L
Product: RE1 silencing transcription factor L homeolog
Exons: 4
Coding region: 644-5188 (1514 amino acids)
Biological process (GO): negative regulation of transcription by RNA polymerase II; regulation of gene expression; positive regulation of transcription by RNA polymerase II
Cellular component (GO): cytoplasm; nucleus
Source: RefSeq, a predicted model, not a curated record
AGCACUUAAGUAAACUUCAACUAAUUUUAAUGAGUGACUUGUGUUAGAAAUAGGCAAGGAUUAAAAUAAUUUCUCGGUAGCCCUCCUGUUCUUAGCAUCUAUUAGAGUUAAGGCAUUGCCAUCUCCGAGCCAUGCGCACUUCUGAAAGUUUUGUUGUAACCUUGCUGACACGCAAGUCGUUUACUGAGAGGCGCUGUCCAGGGCUGAUCUGAAGCAGUGCUGAUUACUAGCAUGGCCGUGUAUUUGCAUGGUUUCUGUUCAGAGGGCUGUUUGCAUGAAAAAGCCAUUGGCUUUUUUGGUGCGUUGUUGACCCACGCUACGCAUGCGAUUGGGGGUUUGGAGUUUUCAGGCCACGUAAGACCUUUACCUGAGUCUGUGUGAAGAGUGCGGGGGGGCUUCUGUGUGGGGAAUCUUGUAAAUUACCGGCCCUAUGAAAGUUGACGGUGCCCCAUAACUCUCCCAUAGCCAUGCGCGACACCAUUGUAUUUUUUUUACUCUUCGGAGCAACGUGCCUUUACCAGACAGCGUGUUCCGCUUCUUCGGUUUGGAGUUGGGAACAUAGUCUGCGUCUAUUUCUAUUUUCUUUGGCUGGAAAACGAUCAAUGAUACAUCCGACUCACACUUGCUUCAAAUAGUUCAUAACAUGGCCACUCAAAUGGUCAACCAGGCUACAGGCAACAGCUUGUUUUGUACCAGCACCUACUCCAGUAUUUCACUGGACAAUGACAUGUAUGGGUUGCAUGACCUUUCAAAAGCUGAUAUGGCAGCCCCUCGAUUGAUAAUGCUAGCAAAUGUGGCCCUGACUGGUGAACUCAAUAGUGGUGGAUGUGAUUACACACUGGAAGGAGAGAGACAAAUGGCAGAAUUGACAACUGUAAAUGACAACAGCUUUUCCGAUAGUGAAGGGGAUAGGUUGGAAGAUUCACCCACCAUGGAUAUUCAGUCACGUAAUUUCACGAUGGACAUAGAGCCAGCUGAAUGUUCAAAAGAAGGAACAUCGGAAAAUGAUGGAACUCUACUAUCUAAUACACUUGAGGAGGAGGUUCAAAAGGACAAAAAGGCCCAGGCCCCCAGCACAACAGAUGACAAAAUCAAAUGUGUGAAAAGCAAACCAUUUCGGUGCAAACCAUGUCAGUACAAAGCAGAGUCUGAAGAAGAAUUUGUUCAUCACAUUAAAAUUCACAGUGCUAAGAUAUAUGUUGAUAAUGACUCAAAAAAAAACCCACAGGGUAAAGAGGCAGAUUCUAGCAUACCAGAGGAAUCCGAUAUCUCCAAAGGACCUAUUCAGUGUGACAGGUGUGGAUACAAUACAAAUCGCUUUGAUCACUAUCUGGCUCAUUUAAAGCAUCACAACAAAGCUGGAGAAAAUGAGAGAGUAUACAAGUGUACAAUAUGUACUUAUAGUACAGUCAGUGAAUAUCACUGGAAGAAACAUCUACGUAACCAUUAUCCAAGGAUACUUUAUACAUGCUCACAAUGUUCGUAUUUUUCUGAUAGGAAAAAUAAUUAUAUCCAGCAUAUAAGAACACAUACAGGAGAACGACCAUAUCAGUGUAUUAUAUGUCUUUACUCAAGCUCACAGAAAACCCACUUGACAAGACACAUGAGAACUCAUUCAGGUGAGAAGCCUUUCAAAUGUGAGCAGUGUAGUUACGUUGCAUCUAAUCAACAUGAAGUUACACGUCAUGCAAGACAGGUUCACAAUGGACCAAAACCAUUAACUUGCCCUCAUUGUGACUACAAGACUGCAGAUCGCAGUAAUUUCAAGAAGCAUGUAGAAUUACAUGUGAAUCCACGCCAGUUUCUAUGCCCUGUGUGUGACUAUGCUGCUUCCAAAAAGUGUAACUUGCAAUAUCAUAUAAAAUCCAGACACUCAGGAUGCACAAAUAUCACAAUGGAUGUUUCCAAAGUAAAACUGAGGACAAAGAAAGGAGAAGUAGGAGAUGAAGAUGCUGAUACAAAUAAGCCAAUGGAGAAUGGAAAUAUAAUAAAUAGAUCUGUGGGAAAGAAAUUGGAAGAGACCGUUAAAGCAGAGAAAAGGGAAAGCUGUGUGAAGGCCAAAAAACGUAUUGUUGGUAUGGUUGAUGGCCAGGUUGCAAAAAAAAGUCGCUUGUCAUCUACUCAGAAAAAAAUUAAAGCUUCUGAGGUCAGGCCUGAGAAGAUUGUUGACAAAUCCCGUAAGUCUAGUUUUGUGAAAAGAAAAACUGAUGUAUUGGAAAAUCCCAAUGAUACCCAAACAAGCACUUUAAAAAAAAAGAAAUUAAAAAACUCGCGCAUAGUAAAUACAAGUGAGAUAAAGUAUGAUAUAACCAAAAAGCUCACAGGUUCAGUGAACAAAAAGGAAAACUCGUUUGUAAAAAAUAUGCACAAAAAAAAGACUGGAGCACAAAGUAGUAAUGGUAAGAAAAAUAUGCCAAAUAAAAUUACAGAACAAAAAGAGAAGGGAAAGCAGUUGGAUUCUAAAACUUCUGUAGCAUCAGACAUUACUGAGGAACAGACGAUUGUUGGAAAAGUUGCUAAUGAAAAUUACUCUGAACAGGUUGCAGCUUCUGAGGUUGCAAGCAGUAAUGUUAAUUCUGAUUCCACCGAAUCUUGUUGUUUACUAAAUGAUGUCAUGCAGACUGAUCUAUCAAUUAACACUACUUUGGAAACGGAGGUAUCCACAGACCAUGACACUAAAUCUGAACAUGUGAGUAAAGCCGUAAUGGCACUUGUGAUGCAAAGAGAUACACAAAUGGACCUCUCCAUGCUGGUAGACUUGAAAGCCAAUUUUUCCAAGCAGGAGAAAACACAGGAUAACUUAUUGAUGGACAUAGAGACAAUCUCAUCUGACUUGUUAUUGCAGAGGGAGGAACCAAAUCAAGUCUUGUAUCAAAAUGGCAUUCCAAAUAAAUUGUUGCGUGAGAAGGGCGGUGCAAUUGCUGACUUGCCAGUUGAUGGUGCUAAAACAACUGUUAAUCUGCAGAUAGGCAAAGCAAAUUUCUGCUUUCAGAACGACUGCUGCCAGCCAGAUAACCUUCUAGUGGAUGGCUGCAAGCCAAUGGAAUUGUGUGAGCCAUCUGCUGACCUGCUCAUGGACCAUGGUCACCCGAGUUCUGACCAUCUGGUUGGCAGGGGCAGACCACCGUAUGACCAUCUGAUCAACUGUGGUAAGUCAUCCUGCGAUCCAUGUGUGCUAACCUGGGAUGGGGAAGAGCCUACAUGCAACAAACUGGUGGAGGUAGACGAGCCUACUAGCAACAAACUGGUAUAUAGUAACAAGUCAAUCUGCAUCCAGCUAGUGGGCGGGGCCGAGCCAACCAAAGUCCAGCCGGCCAGGGACGAGCCAACCAGCGUCCAGCCAGCGGCGGCCGGGGACGAGCCAACCAGCGUCCAGCCAGUGGUGCCUGGGGACGAGCCAACCAGCGUCCAGCCAGUGGUGCCUGGGGACGAGCCAACCAGCGUCCAGCUGGUGGUGACCCGGGACAAGCCAACCAGCAUCCAGACGGUGACAGUCAGGGACGAGCCAUCCAUCAUCAAGACAGUGGUGGCCGGGGACGAGCCAUCCAUCGUCCAGACGGUGGAGGACGAGCCAUCCAUCGCCCAGACGGUGGAGGACGAGCAAUCCAUCGUCCAGACGGUGGCGGCCAAGGACGAGCCAUCCAUCGCCCAGACGGCGGCCGAGGACGAGCCAUCCAUCGUCCAGACGGUGGCGGCCAUGGACGAGCCAGCCAUCGUCCAGACGGUGGCGGCCGGGGACGAGCCAACCAGCGUCCAGACGGUGGCGGCCAGGGACGAGCCAACCAGCGUCCAACCAUUGAGCAGGGAAGAUCCAAAAAGUGUCCAGCCCAUUGGUGAGGAUCAGCCAACCAGUGUCCAACCACCUGGCGGGGAUGAGCAAACAAAUCUGUUGAUUAAUAGUAAAACUGCAUACCUGCCAGUGUGUACAAAAGAGGCAAUAGGCCUGUCGGUGGCUAGGCAAGAUGAAACUGAGUUGCUGGUAAGGAGAGAAAACCGAUCUGUCUUGUCAACUGUAUGGGAUGAGCCCACUGAUCUGUCAUUUGAGAGAAAUGUGCAGUCCAUGAAUAUUCCCAUUGACCUGUCAACAACUAACCAAAAUCCCAUAUGCAUGUCAAAAGGCAUGGGGUGUCCUCUACAUCUACCAGUUGAGUGGAGUGAGCCCUUUAAUCUGUCAAUGGACAUGGACUGGCACAAGCCUGCCAAUCUUUCCCUUGUCGAGCCUUCAGACCUCUCUGUAAGGAAGGGUGACUCAGCUGACCUGUCGUUGAAUAACAAAAAGAAGGGUGACCCAGCUGACCUGUCGUUGAAUAACAAAAAGCCUGCUGAUCUGUCAGUUGUGUGGGGAGAGCCUGUUGAUCUGUCAUUAGGCAGGAGUGAGCCUGCAGACUUAUCAGUAGGAAUGAAUCAACCUGCUGAACUAAAAAUGGGCAUACCUGACACUAUUGGCUUGUUAGUAGAAGGCAGGCAACUCUCUGUUUUGACCAUGGGGAGGGGUGUUGAGUCUUUUGAUCUGUUGAUGGGAAGGGUAGAUCCUAUUGACCUUUCAGUGGAGAGGUGUGAGCCUAUUGAUCUCUCAGUGGAGAAGGGUAUGCCCAGGAACUUGGAGAUUAGUGAAGGUAAACAUUUUGGAAAACUAGACAAUUGUUAUAACCUGAACUGUGCAGCGGUUCAAAUAAAAGACCAAGCAAAAUGUAACAUAAUUCCUGAAAAUACCUCGCAGUCCAAUACCAAAUUAUCUGUUGAAAUAGCUGAGCCUCAUAACCAUCUACAAAGCAUGUGUGUUCCUUCCGAAUUGCAUGGAAACCUAGACACAACUGUUCAACAAAGCAAGCACAAUGAAUGUAACAAUGGGACUAAAGAGGUUGGAACUUCUCAGUUGCCAUGUGCUGUCUCCAGGAGUGUGUCUAUUGAUGAAGAUGAAGGAAUUCAUAGUCAUGAUGGGAGUGAUAUAAGUGACAAUGUUUCAGAAAUGAGUUAUGACUCUGGGUUAAAUGGUGUGCCAUCUGUACAAAAAACACUAUCUUCUGAACCAAAAGUAGUAAUCAAUUCUUCUGAAACUAAGGAAAGUUUUGUGUGUAUUUUCUGUGACCGUACCUUCAGAAAAGAGGAGGAAUAUACCAAACACCUGAGACGUCAUUUGGUUAAUGUAUACUAUCUUAAAAAAGCAGCAAAAGACAUAGAUAAUUAAAAACAAAAAGUGAACAUUGUUUCAAGCAAAAUCUUGCUGUAUGUGGUUUUAACACCAACAUUUUUUUAAUGCUUAAUUCCCGCCCAAAACAGCUAUAAUAAUAGGUAAGGCUUACUUCCCUCUUGGCUUUUUUCAGAUCUUCAGCUUGAAUUUGACUUUCAAAGUGCCCCAUAGGACAAAGGGGAAAAGGUGAAUUCCUCUGUGCUGAACCAGUCAGCUUUGCACAGAUCACCUAAAGCACCUAAGCUUUUUUCACCGUCUGCAGCUUAAAUAUAUGAUCACAUUAUUAUUCCCAAAGCUGUCCAAAGGAAUAUAAAUAUAAAUCUAAGCUGCAGACCGUGAAGAAAGCUUAGGUGAUUUAGGUGAUCCAUAUGAAGCUGACUUCUGGUUCAGUGCACAAAGGAAUUCAAGCUGCCGUCGCAUUUAUCCUGUGGGGCAUUUUGCAUGUCAAAUUCAAGCUUAAGAUUUGAAGAAAGCCUAACCUAUCAUUAUAGCUAUUUUUUUUGGGGGGGGGGUAAGUAUUAAAAAAAAAUUGGUGUUACUUGUCCUUUAAAUGUUCUCGACAAAUUACAUUUUAUGCAUUUCCCCUGUAUGUUUAAUUCAUAGUAAUUUGUUUCACGACAACCAUUUGAGACAGCAUUUUGUUCUUAGUUGCAUUUCAAAAAGGCACAUGAGUGCAGAAACUGUACUGCUUUUCUAAAUGUUUUGUAAAAAGAAACCAUUUUCAUUAAGUUCUUUUUCAAAAUGUGAGCACUUUGGUGAGCAGAAAACAGUUGUUUUUAUUAGCUGACAGGUCACAUUUUUCAUUUUAAGAAGACUUUAUUACCAAAAUGUUGCUAAAGCCCCUUGAUUUUUCUUAAAAACUUUUACAUAGGACUUCCAUGGUUACAUGGAAUACAGUAUUGCACAGUUAAAUUUUAUUUUAACCUAUGCGGUUAAAUAUUGUAUAGAAUUUCUUUAGCCUGAUGUUGGCCAGCCCGAUAUAACAGUGCACUGGUUUCAACAAAAGCAAAAUGUGUGAAUUAUUUUAGUUGUGUAUGAGAUUUUUAAUGUAUAUAUUAAAAACCCUAAUGUUUGUGCCAAACAAAUAUAUUCAUUUGGAAACCUUGUAGGUUUCAGUUUCAAAACUUGGCACAUUCGGUGUGGGCAUGAAUAGUGAUUUCAGAGUUUUUUGCCAUUUAGUGUGCACUAAUGUCUUGUCUGCUUCAAAGAGAAGCAGAAUAAGAGAGUUUGCACUGUGCUGCUUAGUGAUACAUUGACUGUAUUGAAGAGUAAGACAAAGAAAAUGACUUUAGCCUCAUGUCAGAUUUCAAAAUUGAAUAUAAAAAAAAAAUUUGUUUGCUCUUUUGAGAAAUGGAUUUCAGUGCAGAAUUCUGCUGGAGUAGCACUAUUAACUGAUGCGUUUUGAAAAAAGCAUGUUUUCCUAUGACAGGAUUCCUUUAAAUAUAAACCUAGUAAAAUUGUAUUAAACCUUU